Molecule: messenger RNA, 843 nt
Organism: Arctia plantaginis
Lineage: Eukaryota; Metazoa; Arthropoda; Insecta; Lepidoptera; Erebidae
Source: the annotation of a GenBank genome assembly
AUGAAUGGUUUUUAUUUGGCCUUGUUCUUUAUACUACAAUAUUCCAUGAAACUAAAGGCUGAUAUACCAAACAACAAUCCUCAAAAUUGGGAUCCGCCAUACUUAAGUAAAGACCCAGAGCCAAUGAACUGUACUACAAUUGUAAAUGCAUUUGCUCAGUAUGCAUCAGAUCUUACAAGAUGUUCUAUUAUGUAUGCUAGACCUAUCACACUAUGUGAGAAUUGUAUAAAAGAGUAUAUGAAUUUCCACACUAAGUAUCAAGAGUUACUGACGACCGUAGUGAAUGGAACUUCUUGCAAGUCUAUGUUUAUAUCACAAGACCGACUGGAUGCUGUUCUAGAAUAUCAUGACAAUAUACUAAGUAUUUGGGACAAAGGACAUUGCAAUGCAUGUUACGACUGGUCUAAUCCAGCAGCACCUACUUUAUCAAAUCAAACAGUUCACUUCAACACAUUAUAUAAAGAAACAAAUAAUUGUAUACAGAAAUAUACUGCAGAAAAUAAAAGUGAAGUGUGUAAUAAAUGUAUGCAGGAGUAUCUUCAGUUGGAUGAUUAUUACAAAACUCUUAGUGAAGAUGCUGUAGGCGUGGACAGCAUUUGCAUGGACGUUUUUGACUCAAUGAAUGCAACAAGAUCAACUUGGAGUAAAACUUAUAAUUGUUGUAAACUCAGAAGAUCACCUGAAAUAAUAUUUUUAUGCUGUGCAGCGAUUAUAUCAGCUUUACCACUAUUUUAUUACAUUAUGUUGAGAUAUUGUGGACCCAUCAGAGACUUUCCCAAUGUCCUAAAACAAUCAAGAUUCAAGCAAACUAUUUUAAGAUCAAUAAACAGAAGAAUAAACUAA